AUGGUCGGGAAACCACUUGAUUCCAUUGAAAGUGUAGAUCUGGUAACUCAAAUAUUUCCUUUCUGUUAUUUCCGCUUUUGCUCAACUGCGGCCAAAUGGUUUUUGCUCGAUGUUUGUUUUUUGCCAAGAAGCAAAGCACAGGGCUUUGGUGAGCGUAGCAGAGGUCUGAUGGAGCCUGAUUGUUCCGAGGAAAUUGAAAUGUGUGACCUUCACGAUGAUGACGACUCGUCUGCUAUAGCGACCACCUCAAAUGAACACAGAUCUGUAGAUGCCGUUGCGCGACCACAUAGGCGAACCACUCCGGUGAGUACUUUUAUCCUUUCUAAUAAUCUUAUUGAAUGUAGUGGGCAUCUGCUCGCACGCGGCUUCAAGAAACCAAUGCAGCCGCAUUGCCGUGCUGUGCUCACAUUGCGCUGCAAUGUAAGAACAGCACAAUGUGUAGAUGACUGCUGA
This is a messenger RNA of Cylicocyclus nassatus, 453 nucleotides long. The record is from the annotation of a GenBank genome assembly. Lineage: Eukaryota; Metazoa; Nematoda; Chromadorea; Rhabditida; Strongylidae.